GUUGCCUCAAGCCUACAUCUAGGUGCCUAUUUAUCCAGGUUACAAAUCCAAGUCUAAUAUAAACAUGCUUUGCCUCUUCUGCUCUUCAAGGCAUCAUUACGUACUUGAAAUGCAACUUUCUCCUAGCAAUAAUUACGCCGAGAAAGGAAGAUUUCUCUUUGAAAAAAAAAAAUGAAUAAAAAGCAUCUUCCGUUCUAUCCAUUACCCGCUAGUUUUCAUUUCCCCAUUCUGCCAACGCCGCGGCUGGGCUUGCAGGAAUCGGCGGCUGAAUGAAAACACCACGAAUAAACAUGCUAGAAUCCUUUAUAGUACUCUCCCCUAUUAUCCAUGAACUCCAACCAUAAUAUUCUAAGAAGCUCCGGCAGUUACCAAUAGUAUAUUACUCCACGUUAUAAGAAUGGUGGAUUAUUGAUGCGAACAACAUGUCCCCUCUAUUCGCUCUAUUGACGUAUUAUUAACACCUUAGUUUGUAAACGUCUAACGACUACCUAUUAACUAUGAUAGCUAUCAUCGUACUAUUCUCACUACUUCUGCCAAUAGCAGCGGGUAUAGACCCAGGCAGUCAAGAAGCUCGGAAACGCCCGAUCAUUCUAAGUAAAUCCGGCGGUUUUGUAGCUGGAGGCAAUAUCGUCAAAAGCCCCGUCUUCCCUAAUUUUACUCUCUCGUGCGAUCAUGGAUACAUGGAAUACUUCAUUCCCUGGAGGCCGCGAAGUACAAGCAUUGUUAUGUGGCAUAGCGCAACCACGCAAGCGUUUCAAAAUCGCUGGGACGGUGGCGAGGGCUAUAAAGACAUGUUCCUACGUCGUCGCUAUCCCGUUUAUCUCUGGGAUGGCCCUCGGGUUGGACGGGCCAACUGGGCGUGCGAACCAUAUCUCUACACGCCCUUUUACACAGACCAAGGCAAUUUUGUAGCUUGGAAUUUUGGACCCUCGUAUCCAAAUUUCUGGCCGGAUGUGCAGUUUCCUACUCGAGAUCGUGAAGCGUGGCAACAAGCGACUAGCGCCCGUUAUGUGGAGUUCGACACCAACAAGAACGUACAUCUUGAGUCUCAAGCAGCCGCUAUCGCAGCAGACUCGGGUCGGCUUGGAGAUAGCGUUGUGUAUCUAACCAACUCGGCGUCCGGUCUACGUGCCCAACUAACGGCUAUCAAGAGCAACUCAACAAAUAUCAAGGCCAUCGUAGCCUACGAGUCCUACGGUUGCGUGUUCCCGGACACAUACAAUAUCACCGCUGGGGAGCCAUUUGGUCCUCUAAAAGUGCCUCUUGAAGACUUUAAAAAGUUAGCCAAGCUCAAGGCCAUCCAAUUCGUGUGGGGAGAUCACAGAGAAGAAAGCUUCCCAUUUCUUCGACAAGCAAGACAAGUAGUAAAGCUCAUCAAUAUGUAUGGUGGGAAUGCGGAAAUAUUCUUCCUAAACAAAGACGGGGGGCUCAAGGGAAAUACACAUUCCGCAUUUGCAGAUAUGAACAAUGACGAGGUUGCCGGGCUUUUAGACGAAUUUCUUGAGCAGAACGAUUUAGACGGAUACGAUAGGGAUACGGAUGAUAGCAUCGACGAUUUAAACCAAGAGUGGCUAAAUAAUGAUUUCAACUAACUGCCUACCGAGUUAGAUUUCGAGGACAAUUGAUAUGGGAAAUUCCUAGGCGUAGGCAAAUUUAAGCGGUU
Annulohypoxylon maeteangense is the source of this 1663-nucleotide messenger RNA. RefSeq lists its product as uncharacterized. NCBI's taxonomy places the organism in Eukaryota, Fungi, Ascomycota, Sordariomycetes, Xylariales, Hypoxylaceae. The record is from RefSeq and is a predicted model, not a curated record. The coding region runs from base 498 to 1592 and encodes 364 amino acids. The transcript has a single exon.